Topomyia yanbarensis is the source of this 1430-nucleotide messenger RNA. Its product is annotated as general transcription factor IIH subunit 2-like. NCBI's taxonomy places the organism in Eukaryota, Metazoa, Arthropoda, Insecta, Diptera, Culicidae. The transcript is spliced from 2 exons. Gene Ontology annotation, molecular function: zinc ion binding. The record is from RefSeq and is a predicted model, not a curated record. Gene Ontology annotation, biological process: regulation of transcription by RNA polymerase II; DNA-templated transcription; nucleotide-excision repair. Bases 108 to 1346 code for a protein of 412 amino acids. Gene Ontology annotation, cellular component: transcription factor TFIIH holo complex; transcription factor TFIIH core complex.
AGUUUUGAAUCAACGAAGCAAAUUUCAAUUUUUUAGUUUUUUUUAUUAAAUACUCAAAAUAUUUCAAUUCAUACAUCAAUUACUAUUACUAAUUAAGUUCGACAGCUAUGGCAGAUGAAGAGGAAUCCAAAGAGUAUCGCUGGGAAACUGGCUACGAGAAAACAUGGGAAGCAAUAAAGGAAGACGACGAUGGCCUGGUGGAGGGAUCUGUGGCUGAAAUUAUUCAAAAGGCCAAACGUAAACGGCAAGCGAUGAAAAAGGGCUACAGUAAACUAGGAAUGAUGCGACAUUUAUAUAUCAUACUGGAUUGUUCGGAAGCCAUGACCGUUCCGGAUCUUAAACCCACUCGGUUUAUCUGUUCGCUUAAAUUGUUGGAAAUAUUCAUUGAAGAAUUUUUCGAUCAAAAUCCAAUUUCCCAGUUAGGGUUGAUUGCGUUGAAGGCAAAACGAGCAGAGAAAAUUACGGAGUUAGCCGGUAGUUGCCGGAAGCACAUCAAAGCGGUUAGUAAUUUGAGUAAAAUCAGUUUAAUUGGAGAGCCUUCGUUACAAAACGGAUUGGACUUGGCAUUGAAAACAUUGAAGAUGGUGCCAUCCCACGCAAGUCGAGAAGUUCUGAUCAUUAUGGGUAGCUUAACUACAUGUGAUCCAACGGACAUUCACAUCACCAUCGAUGCUUUGAAGGCAGAAGGAAUCCGUUGUUCGGUGGUAAGCCUUUCUGCAGAAAUCCGCGUGUGUAAGUUUCUCUGCACGGAAACCGGAGGAGUAUAUGCAGCUGUACUGGAUGAUUCUCAUUUUAAGGACCAGUUACUGCAACAUAUAGACCCGCCACAAGCUGGAAAUCAACAAGAAUGCUCCAUGAUUAAAAUGGGAUUUCCUCACGGAAAGACGGAAGAAAGCAAGGAUCCACUGUUGACUAUGUGCAUGUGUCACAUAGACAGUACAGACGAACCGGCAAAGCUAACAUCUGGUGGCUAUCAUUGUCCGCAGUGCUACAGCAAAUAUUGCGAACUUCCGGUCGAAUGUGCUUCCUGUGGGUUGACUCUCGCUUCAGCCCCACACUUGGCACGAUCGUAUCAUCACCUGUUUCCAGUGCCCGCCUUUCACGAGCUGAUGUACGGACAGCAAACUGCCAGUAUGUGCUAUGGUUGUCGAAAGCUGUUCACUGAAUCUGCUGAUAAAACCGUUUAUCAGUGCAAAUCAUGCGCUCAGAUGUUUUGCAUCGAUUGUGACAUAUUCAUUCACGAAACGAUGCAUUCUUGUGUAGGAUGUACGACCAUACCGGCUUCUGUGCAAGCUCUACAUGCCCGAAAGCCAGUAGCACCACCGCAUAGCUUAUCGUUAAUUUAAAGCACGCACAUUAAAGAUUAUAAGAUUGGUCGGCAAUAAAAAAAAUUUAAAAAAUGUUACUUUUUUCAAUUUUAUUAGCCAAUU